CCGGCAAUUGCAAAUAUGCUGAACACCAAACUUCUUGUCCUCACCGUCGGUGUCCUUGCCGCGGUCACGAAGGCCGCGGGUACCUGUCCGUCUAUCGAAAACAACGUCGACUACAGUGGCGCCGAUGUCGGCAGCGCCCGAAGCUCGUCAGCGAAUGGAUGUUGCUCCAUUUGCUCCAGCACGAAUGGCUGCGGCGCGUUCACUUGGACCAACUACAACGGCGGUACGUGCUGGUUGAAGCAGUCCAAGGGCACUGGAAAGGCCAGUAGCGGCUCCAUCUCGGCCGUUCUCCAGACGUCGUCCUCGUCUGGAACCUGCCCUCCUCUGGAAAACAACGUCGACUACAGCGGUGCUGACGUCGGCAGUGUCCCCAGCUCGUCGGCCAACGGAUGCUGCUCGAUCUGCUCCAAGACGAACGGCUGCGGUGCGUUCACCUGGACAAACUACAACGGCGGUACGUGUUGGCUGAAGCAGUCCAAGGGCACCGUAAAGGCCAGCAGUGGCUCCAUCUCCGGUGUGGUGCAGUCGUCGUCCUCCUCAUCGGCCACCUGUCCGUCUCUGGAGAACAACGUCGACUACAGCGGCGCUGACGUCGGCAGUGCUCGCAGCGCCAACGCUAACGGGUGCUGCAACAUCUGCUCCAACAACAACGCCUGUGAGCUCCAAGGGCAGCGCCAAGUCCAGCCCCGGCUCCGUGUCAAGCAGCGUACAGAAGUCCACUCAGCCGUCGACUCCGACGUCGCCUUCGUCUGUCGACCCGGCCAACGCUCAGUACUCGCUGUCAGCCUUCGCUAUUGGUGA
This is a messenger RNA of Phytophthora infestans T30-4, 801 nucleotides long. RefSeq lists its product as uncharacterized. NCBI's taxonomy places the organism in Eukaryota, Oomycota, Peronosporomycetes, Peronosporales, Peronosporaceae. The record is from RefSeq and is a predicted model, not a curated record. Gene Ontology annotation, cellular component: extracellular region. The transcript is spliced from 2 exons. Gene Ontology annotation, molecular function: protein binding. Gene Ontology annotation, biological process: proteolysis. The coding region runs from base 16 to 801 and encodes 261 amino acids.